Elephantulus edwardii (Cape elephant shrew) is the source of this 376-nucleotide messenger RNA. It is a transcript of the gene SNRPF, whose product is annotated as small nuclear ribonucleoprotein polypeptide F. Gene Ontology annotation, cellular component: catalytic step 2 spliceosome; U1 snRNP. Bases 36 to 296 code for a protein of 86 amino acids. The transcript is spliced from 4 exons. Lineage: Eukaryota; Metazoa; Chordata; Mammalia; Macroscelidea; Macroscelididae. The record is from RefSeq and is a predicted model, not a curated record. Gene Ontology annotation, molecular function: RNA binding. Gene Ontology annotation, biological process: mRNA splicing, via spliceosome; spliceosomal snRNP assembly.
CGGCUAGAAGCCUGCACCAUUCGCCUGUAGUCGCGAUGAGUUUACCCCUCAAUCCCAAACCAUUUCUGAAUGGAUUAACGGGAAAGCCAGUGAUGGUGAAACUUAAAUGGGGAAUGGAGUACAAGGGCUACCUCGUAUCUGUAGAUGGCUAUAUGAACAUGCAGCUUGCAAAUACAGAAGAAUACAUAGAUGGAGCAUUGUCUGGACAUCUGGGUGAAGUUUUAAUAAGGUGUAAUAAUGUCCUUUAUAUCAGAGGUGUUGAAGAAGAGGAAGAAGAUGGGGAAAUGAGGGAAUAGCAUCUUUUGUGGGGAAUUCUUUUCUUAAAUAUAUAUAUUUGUAUUUGUAAACAAUAAACAUUUGUUUUUUUUCAACUUGA